Messenger RNA from Corticium candelabrum, 752 nucleotides. RefSeq names its product protein archease-like. Lineage: Eukaryota; Metazoa; Porifera; Homoscleromorpha; Homosclerophorida; Plakinidae. Gene Ontology annotation, biological process: tRNA splicing, via endonucleolytic cleavage and ligation. The record is from RefSeq and is a predicted model, not a curated record. Gene Ontology annotation, cellular component: tRNA-splicing ligase complex. Bases 143 to 574 code for a protein of 143 amino acids. The transcript has 8 exons.
UUUCAAUGGCUGAAGCGGUUGUUCGAUUGUCCAAUACAGCUGACGUUGAUCAAUCUUCUAGCAAGAAGCUUUGCGAGGAGGCAAAGUAUGAAUACCUUGAUCAUACAGCAGACGUACAACUCCAUGCCUGUAUCCAUUAUUCAUGGCAAGUUGUCUGUGUUUAACCUAUCGUGCUGAUGUAUCCUUAACAGUUGGAGCAGGGGGCGAUGAUCUACAGGAGGCAUUUGAGCAGUGUGCUGUAGCUAUGUUUGGUUACAUGACGGAGUUGGAUACGGUAGAAAAAUUGAAAACAGAGUCUAUUGAAGCAGAAGGGUCAGAUUUGUUGUCGCUGCUCUAUCAUUUUCUGGAUGAAUUUUUAUUUCUGUUCAACGCCGAUCCAUUUUUCAUACCAAAGGAAAUUAAAAUUACUGAAUUUGAUAACGAAAAUUUUAAAAUCAAGGCUGAAGGAUAUGGAGAAACUUUCGAUCUCAAGAAGCAUCCACAGGGAACAGAGGUGAAAGCCAUCACGUACUCUAACAUGCAAGUUCAUGAUCAACUGGAUAAACACGACAUAUUUGUUAUCAUAGACAUCUAGAUGGGAUAGAACGCGUAUUGCUUGCAGAUGCUUUUCUAUUGGUUACUCACACAGACUUGGUCAGGGCAGCAGACCAGGACACAUGCUUACAGGUACAAUCACUAAGAUUUCUAAGUACAGUACAGCAAUUUGGUUCUUACAUGUUUCAUUGAAUGGCAGUCGUUGGUUGAUGAAUAUG